Molecule: messenger RNA, 3650 nt
Organism: Drosophila takahashii
Lineage: Eukaryota; Metazoa; Arthropoda; Insecta; Diptera; Drosophilidae
Source: RefSeq, a predicted model, not a curated record
CGGAUCCGGGCAGGCAGGUCGCGACACUGUUACUACGUCUUGCGCUCCAAAGGUAAAUGCAGUUUCGCCGUCGUGUCGGGAAGUGUAAAAAGUGUAGAAAGCAUUGCCCGAGCUACAUUCUGCGAUUUAAGCCGUUCCGUGUAGUCUCCAUAUCGUCUGAAACUGCCAUCGGCACUGGCUAGCGGUCCACCCGGGAAUAUUACGGAAUGUUACGGAAGCAAGCAGUGAAAAUAUAGUACAAACGUGAGUGCGAUGAAAGUGGUGUGCGAAAAAUGAACAAGUGAACUAAAACAAAAGCGGCUGCUCAGUUUAAUGUGUGUUCCUGAGUUCGUGACUCUCAUGUCCCCAUGGCGCCAUCAACAAUAGAUUUUUGAUCACCACAGGACGCGAUUUCCACCGUCACCGUCAACCAUCUGCACAUAUUCAUUUUCGAAGCUCGGCUCGCCCUCCGAGGGCUCUCGCAGCGUGCGACCGGCAAAAAACAGAAAACAGUACUUUUCAGGAUAAAGCUUGGAUAAGCAUAGCCAGAGUCGACCGUGAUUAGCAGUGCACCAGAAUAAAAAUCGAAAUCUAUAUCGGUUUAAGGAGAGCUCGACGGCCGCAGUUACACCGGCAAUAGCCCAGUUGUUCAAUACAAGUCAUAUAAUGUUUACAUUGCAACCAACUCCGACGGCUAUGGGCACCGUAGUUCCUCCCUGGUCAGCGGGAACAUUGAACAUUCUACCGUCCUUAGAGGACAUGGCUCACAAGGACAAUGUGAUUGCAAUGAGAAAUUUACCCUGUUUGGGUGCCGCUGGUGGGAGCGGACUAGGCGGUAUUGCUGGAAAGCCUUCCCCUACAAUGGAAGCCGUGGAAGCCAGCACUGCGUCACAACCCCAUUCGACAUCGUCUUACUUCGCCACAACUUACUACCAUUUAACUGAUGAUGAAUGUCACAGUGGAGUAAAUCAGUUGGGUGGCGUUUUCGUUGGUGGAAGACCUUUACCGGACUCAACGCGACAGAAAAUUGUCGAGCUGGCCCAUUCCGGAGCACGACCAUGUGAUAUUUCCCGAAUUCUACAAGUUUCCAAUGGAUGUGUGAGCAAAAUUCUCGGAAGGUACUACGAGACAGGGAGUAUAAGACCACGAGCUAUUGGUGGAUCCAAGCCUCGUGUGGCCACAGCCGAAGUGGUGAGCAAAAUAUCACAGUAUAAGCGCGAGUGCCCGAGUAUAUUUGCCUGGGAAAUUCGGGAUAGAUUACUCCAGGAGAACGUUUGUACCAACGAUAACAUUCCCAGUGUGUCCUCAAUUAACCGUGUGUUGAGAAACCUGGCGGCGCAGAAGGAGCAGCAGGGCCCGGGAACUAGCAGCUCCACCACCGGCAACACGAGCGGCGCAAAAGGGGCCCCCAACGGCAGCGGCAACCUCAGCAACGGCUCGAACGGAACGCGGACCACGUUGACCUCCUCCACUGAUCUCAUGCAGACGGCCACGCCAUUGAACUCCUCGGAGAGCGGCGGCGCGAGCAACUCCGGCGAGGGGAGCGAGCAGGAGUCCAUCUACGAGAAGCUGCGGCUCCUGAACACCCAGCACGCGGCAGGAUCGGGAUCGCUGGACCCAGCCAUAGCAGCCCCGCUGGUGGGCCAGGCGCCCGGCCACUUCGAAGCCCACUCCAGCCACCCACUCAACCAGCUGGUGCACGGCAACCAGCAGGCUCUCCAGCAGCAGCAGCAGAGCUGGCCGCCCCGCCACUACUCCUCCGGGUCCUGGUACCCCUCCUCUCUAGGUGCCAGUGAAAUCCCCAUCUCGUCGGCUCCGAACAUCGCGUCAGUGUCGGCGUAUGCCGCGGGUCCUUCGCUCGCCCAGCCCUUGAGUCCGCCAAACGACCUCGCCAGCCUGGGCAGUGGCGGUCACUUGAGGAAUUGCCCCGUGACCACGGAGGACAUUCAUCUGAAGAAGGAACUCGAUGGCCAUCAGUCGGAUGAGACAGGCUCCGGUGAAGGUGAAAACUCCAAUGGAGGCGCUUCGAAUUUAGGAAACAAUGAGGAUGAUCAAGCUCGUCUUAUACUUAAAAGAAAGUUGCAGCGUAAUCGAACCUCCUUUACGAACGACCAGAUAGAUAGUCUUGAAAAAGAGUUUGAACGAACGCACUAUCCAGAUGUUUUUGCGCGAGAACGAUUGGCUGGAAAGAUUGGUCUGCCGGAAGCAAGGAUUCAGGUUUGGUUCUCGAACCGCCGUGCAAAGUGGCGCCGCGAGGAAAAACUGCGAAACCAGAGGAGAACACCAAAUUCCACGGGAGCUAGCGGAACCUCGUCCUCAACAUCAGCAACUGCCUCCUUAACAGAUAGCCCGAACAGCCUGAGUGCCUGUUCCUCCUUGCUGUCCGGAUCAGCAGCAGGCCCUUCAGUCAAUACUCUUAGUGGUUUAUCCUCGCCAAAUACAUUGUCCACCAGUGCCAGUGCCCCAGCGGUUGGUGCUGGCAUCGACGGUACCGGCAGCCCAGCACCAACCCAUAUUAGACCCGGUGGCACCUCGGACAUAUCCGCUGGACGUCACAGUGAAGACUGCAGAAGAGCCUGUUCUCCGUGCCCCCUGGGGAUUGGCGGCCAGCCGAAUAGCCAUCAUCACCAAAGCAAUGGUCACACCCAUGCCCACGCACAUGCGCUUGUUCCUGCUAUUUCGCCACGACUCAAUUUCAACAGCGGCGGGUUUGGGGCGAUGUACUCGAACAUGCAUCACACGGCCUUGUCCAUGAGUGAUACCUACGGAACGGUAACACCAAUUCCGAGCUUUAACCACUCAUCCGUCGGAUCGUUGGCCCCACCGUCGCCCAUAUCGCAGCAGGGCGACCUCACGCCACCCUCCUUGUACCCGUGCCACAUGACCCUGCGACCGCCGCCAAUCGCACCUCCACACCACCACAUAGUACCGGGCAACGGGAGCAGCCCUGCGGGAGGCAUAGGCAAUGCCCAAUCGGCGAACCUGGGAGCAAACUGCGGUGGCUCGGGAUACGAAGUGCUCUCCGCCUACGCGUUGCCCCCGCCCCCGUUGCCAUCGAGCAGUGCACCGGCAUCGAACUUCCCAACCUCCUCCAGUACUAGCGCCAAUGGGACCUCCCAUCACCCCAUGUCCCAAGAACCGUGCCCCUCGCCCUGCAGUUCCAACUCAAACCCUCUGGGAGUUGGCCACAGCUCCGUAUUCGCGACUGACCCGAUUUCGCCGGCUGUAUCUUCGUAUGCACAUAUGAGCUACAACUAUGCUUCGACCGCCAACAACAUGUCAGCUUCCUCCCCCGGCGGAGCCCCGGCGCAUGUCGCUCCUGGAAAGCAACAGUUCUUCGCCUCAUGCUUCUACUCACCUUGGGUCUAAAUAAGGAGGGGUGGUUCAGUCAGAAAGGCACUUCUAAUAGACUACUUUAUAAUUGUAAGCCGCCCUCUCUCCACAAGAGGCCAUAAUAAAUCGAAUUUACAUAUCUCUUUCAAUAUAAUAGAGGUUGUAGAAAAAUACAUAUGUAUGUAUACAUUAUAUAGUUCCGCCCAUUAAAUCCAAUCUAUAGUGUAGAAUAAUUGGUGUAAAUUAAAUGAUUUAAUUUUGACAAAUGGAGACAAUCAAAUCCUGUUUUAUUUUUACACUCGGCCUGGGAUCUACAAUCUCCAAGCUAAAAAUAAAUG